Messenger RNA from Mercenaria mercenaria, 6564 nucleotides. Its product is annotated as histone RNA hairpin-binding protein-like. The transcript is spliced from 8 exons. Gene Ontology annotation, molecular function: histone pre-mRNA stem-loop binding; mRNA binding. Gene Ontology annotation, cellular component: cytoplasm; histone pre-mRNA 3'end processing complex. Lineage: Eukaryota; Metazoa; Mollusca; Bivalvia; Venerida; Veneridae. Bases 106 to 1158 code for a protein of 350 amino acids. The record is from RefSeq and is a predicted model, not a curated record. Gene Ontology annotation, biological process: mRNA 3'-end processing by stem-loop binding and cleavage; mRNA transport.
AUAUGUACACAAUCUUUUGUAAAAUUUCUUAAACAUUUUCUUUUGUUCUUUAUUCGUGAAGUUAUUAAUUUGAAACCUAGAAUUUUGAAAAGGCUAAUAUUUAACAUGUCCGAAAUGUCAGAUAUUCAUAACAAUUUUGAAGACCAUCAAGGACAAAAGCAGCGAAGAUCGACCUCUUCAAAAUUUAGAAUUGACAGAAAAAGCAGUAGGUAUGAUCGUGAGGGACCUCUUAGCCCUUUAAGAAGCCCUUUGCGAACAGAUGAUGGCCUUCAAAACGCUAACAGAAGGAGAGAAAAUAGGAGGAACAGGCACCAUCAGAUGGACACCCCUAGUCCUAAAAAGAAUGAUCUGUUGAAACUGGAAGAAUUUCCACCACUGCCUAAUGAAGUGUGGACCCCAGAAGGAAGUAAACUAUUUGAAACCAAGAUUGACUGGUCAGCUGAGGUAGAUGAGGCAGAUAGACCACCUAGGCGGAAACUUGACUUGCGGGAAAAGCUCAUCAAAUCCAGAAACGUGAAGACAGAGAAUAAACAGGAGGAAAAGAUAGUACCAAAAACGCCUUUAUUCGAAGUUGAAACAGAUGAGAGAUUACUGAUGAGAAGGCAGAAAGAUAUCGACUAUGGAAAGAACACUAUAGCCUAUGAUAGAUACACAUCAUUGAUUCCAAAGAAAAACAGAGUUAGAGGUGUACAUCCAAGAACCCCACUCAAGGUACAGAAAGUGAGUCGUAGAUCUUGGGAUGCCCAGGUCAAGAACUGGAGAAGAUCGUUACAUCAGUGGGACCCACCUAGUGAGAGUGGAAUGCAGGGACUUUCAGGAGUUGCCUUCCUUGAAGUGGAGGACAAAGAUUCAUUGGACGACUCCAAUCACAAACUGACUACCAUUAGGGAACAUGAGAUGAUGGAAUCUGCACACUCCUCUGAUGCUGACGACGAACACUGCAGUCAAACCUCCACCUCCCCAGGGAUCAUGCUCACACCAGACCUCAAAUCUGGCCCCUUUAAGUACCCAAAAACUGGUUCCCCAAAGAAAUCUAAGUCACAGACAGCAGUCAGUAGUGCUACAAUAUCUGUGAAAACAGAAAAAGAGAAUGAUGAUGGGUUUUUCUCUGGGUUUGACAUAGAGGAGUCUUUGAAUGAAGAUAUGGAUAUCUUGUAACUGUUAUAUAUAUCCAUUAUUAUUAUACAGUGUAAUUGUUUUUGAUGUGCAUGCUGUUUAAUAUACCUCAAGCGCAAGCAAAGGCUUUCAUAUAGUUUCUGAAAAUUGUGAUGAUAGGAAUACAUUUGAGCCGCGCUAUGAGAAAACCGACAUAGUGGCUUUGCGACCAGCAUGGAUCCGCGCAGUCUGGUCAGGAUCCAUGCUGUUCGCUAUCGAUGCCUAUUGCAUUAGAGCAACCGUUAGCGAACAGCAUGGAUCCUGACCAGACUGCGCGGAUGGGCAGGCUGGUCUGGAUCCAUGCUUGUCGCAAAGCUACUAUGUUGGUUUUCCCGGGGCUCAUUUCGAGACAUAAUGACAGAUAAUUUCUAAAUCCAAACCUAGAGAAAGUCUUACUUUUUUCUUCCUUUGCAAUAUAGUUGCUGUGUUCUCUGUAUGACCCAUAUCUAAUACGGUAUGAAUCUGGAAAGCUGCAUGAUUUUUGUUGCCAUAUUUACAGCAGUUUUCACAUUUCCUCAGCUGUACACAACUUUUGAAAGUUUUACAGUAAAGCUCACUUAUAGCAAACUGUUUUAAGGAACUCAUUUUUCUGGCUUUAUUUUUCCGUGGAUAUGUUUUAUGUGGAAAACACACGCAUAUAACAAACUCAGAAAAUAGGAAAACUCGUAUGGAAAACGUUUAUAACCAAGUAUGUGUGUAAUUUCAAGAUUCACUGCCAUUGGUAACGCAUGCUAAAUAUUUGACUAAAUUAUAUUUAUGUUAUGAUCAAUUCAUGCAUAUUUUGAAUAAUUACAAUCUUUCAUUGUAAUAUUUACCAGUAAUAUUUCCAUAACUCAUGUUUUUAUUUCGAUGUAAAUGAGAUGUGGAACCAAAAUUUGAAGUCCUGUUUGGCGCCAUAUAAGCUAUAAAUAAAUAAAUAAUAAAUAAGAUUACCUGUAACAUAACAACAAUAGAGGAGAAAAAUUCAUCAUCAACUUUCAUUGUCCUUGCUCGAUAGAGUACCUUACAGCGCAAAAUAUUUUGAUUUCAUGGAUUUGAUUAAGUGCGAUUAAGCUACUGUAACACGAAAGUAAAUUGUUGUAAUUGGUCAUAUGUUUUUAUGACAACAGAUAAUCAUCUGAAUACACGUUCCAAAUUCAUCAAAGCAGUUGGUUCCUUUGACAGUAAAUUAUACUCUUCACACAAAGGAAAGGAAAUAAAUUAGAGUACCUCAGAUAUAAAACAAACACUUCCUUGUAAACCCAGUGAGUUUCUUGUAACUGAGUAUUACUGUGUUGGCAUAUACAAAUAACAUACGGCAGUUUAUAAAAUCAGUCAUCGAUAUAUUUGAGGUUCCAUGAAUUGAGUUAUGUUAGAUAAGUAAAGAAUAUGUAAAUAUGAUAAUGAAAUGUGUCAUUAAUGUCCUUGUAUAUAUGUAAAUGUAGUAUUUUAUUUAUCUCGUGCAUUUUAUAAUAUUCAUUCAGGUGUAUUUUUUAAUGAGGCAAGAUUUAUUUUAGUUCAUCCUUUGUUACAAAACCUUCAGUUCACAUCAAUAUUUGGCAGCUAUUUGUAAAAAUCUUCAUUUUUAUAGCCUAUAUUUUGUUUUCUAUGAUGAUUUUAUUUUUAUGGAGAGAAAGAUUUCAGUUUUGAAUAGUUUCCCUCCACCAUAAAAAGCUCGAAAGUCGCCAUAUUUGAGUUAUAUAUUAUGGGAUUAUUAGGGACUUUAUCAUUUUUCAACAGUGCUUUGUAUAUACUGCAUGCAAUUAACCAUACAAAAAAUCAUAAAUGCUUUGUAAAAGUCUUAUAGAACUGUCUUUGUAUACUUGAGAAAAAAUAUUUGUGUCUCAAAGACGAUGCUUUAUUCAGUAUUUUACAUUGUUCAGUUGGAUUCUGUAUGAAGUAUGGUCUACUUUGCACAUAAAUGUUGUAGUUAUUUGUGAUUUCUGAAAGUAGUAUUUCUUGCUUUGUCAGUAUAGAAAAGGUUUUCAUUUGUUAACUUAAGUGAUUCAUUCAGUUCUAAGCUGUAUUUAUUUUGAAAAAAAAAAUGUAAGAAGUGCAUGGCAAGAAGUAAGAAUUAAAUGCAUAAUUAUUAUUAUCUUACCUAUUUGAUAACCUUGAUUUACUUAUUGACCAUACACAAGACUUUUCAUGAUAGAAAAUAAGAAUAUGAUGUUUAGCAAAUAAGGCCUUCACAUUGUUUGAUUGAUUUAGCAUGGGUCAGAGCUUAGAUGCAUAGAAACUAAAGCUUUUCCUUACUGGUUAAAUAUUCUGGUAGCUGGUCACUCAACUGUUGUAAAUUGGACUUUUAACCACAAGAAAGCCUUUAUAUUUUUUCAUUCUAACAUUUCUGGGAAAAUUGUGUUGAUUUUCAUUUAUGAAGGUAGUUACGAAUCGAACAUCAUAUGGCAUUUUGGCAUCAUAGUAUUGUUUGGCUGGUCUGUGUCAACCAUCUGUUAUUGCAGUUUUUAUCACCAGUUUCCUUCUGUUUUUAUCUGACGAACAAAUCAGCCAUGUUAUAAUAGUCCUUGUAAAUGAUAUCCAUUAAAACUACUAAUGGAAAUGUAUGCUAGUCUGGUAUAUGUAUUUUUUGCGAAACAAAAUAUAGUUGCAGUGUAUUUUUAGUAGUGAGAUACCUAGCACAUAAUUUACCUGGAGUCUGGAACAUAAAUUAAGUAUGAAAUAUAUUCAGAUAGAAAUGUUGAGUUGUAGAGCCUGUUCUCCUUUAUGGCUUUAUAACUGAUUGAUGUUUUAUAGUAGAAAGUUAUUCUCCCUAACCAGGGGUUUGUCUAGAGAAAAUACCUUAACUUUUAAUGAUUUUAUAGUACCGGUAGAUCUUUGUAUAAUAAAUAUUUAUUUUUAUAAACUCUUUAAUGUAUGCUUUUUAUGUAUAGUAAAUAUAGUAUAGUUUAACAAUUGAUUCUCUUGCAAGUAAUGCUUAUGUAAACCUUCGGAUUCUUUUGUAAUAUAUUAAGCAGAAGUGUUGAAAAUUCAAAUGAGAAAUAAAUCAGUAGAAUAUGCAUUAUUUCAAAAUUUUCAUUCAAAUGAGAAAUAAGUCCAGAAUAUGCAAUAUUUAAAAAAAAUAUUAAUAUCCUGUGCUCUGUUUAGUGAAAUUGAUAAAUUCCUUCCAUUCAUGGUCAUAAUUUACCAGUCAAUGCAAAAAUACUUACAGAGUGCUAAAAACAGUGAAUUGUGUAAAAUGUUUAUCAUGAAAAAAGCACAGGUUUCAUGGUAACUUUUUUGGGGUUGUAAGACUGUCAAAAUGCAGCCAUGGGAUUGGUCAAUUUCAGAAGCUGGAGUCUGGAAUUGGUGUAAUAUUAUGUAUAUUUUAUACCAUAACCAUCAAAAUAUUUAGUAUUAGUAGUAUUGUUAGCCUUGUCUAUUAAAAUAUCAAGUCAUUGUGUAUUAUUUUGAUAUGAUAGAAAAGUAGGUGUAGCACCAUUACAUAUGUUUUACUGAAAUUUUAUUUUUGUUUCACAGUAUAUUUAUUUCACUGAUAGAAAAGCGUUCACAGUAUAUUUAUUUCACUGAAAGAAAAGCGGGGAGAUGUACAAAUGAUGUUGCAGUUUGUGUGUAUUUGUAUUUUUAGAACAAAGAUUUUUUUAUGCCCCCAAAGGGAGGCAUAUAGUUUUUGAACCGUCUGUCAGUCUGUCCGUAAUUUUCGUGUCCGGUCCAUAUCUUUGUCAUCGAUGGAUGGAUUUUCAAAUAACUUUGCAUGAAUGUGUACCAAAGUAAGACGACGUGAUGCGCGCAAGACCCAGGUCCAUAGCUCAAAGGUCAAGGUCACACUAAGACGUUAAAGGUCAUUUUUCAUGAUAGUGCAUUCGUGUCCGGUACAUACCUUUGUCAUCCAUGGAUGGAUUUUCAAAUAAUUUUGCAUGAAUGUGUACCACAGUAAGACGACUUGUCGUGCGCAAGACCCAGGUCCGUAGCUCAAAGGUCAAGGUCACACUUAAACGUUAAAGGUCAUUUUUCAUGAUAGAGCAUUCGUGUCCGGUCCAUAUCUUUGUCAUCCAUGGAUGGAUUUUCAAAUAACUUGGCAUGAAUGUGUAACAGUAAGACAACGUGUCAAGACCCAGGUCUGUAGCUAAAAGGUAAAGGUCACACUUAGACGUUAAAAGUCAUAUUUCAUGAUAGUGCAUUGAUGGGCGUGUCUGGUCUAUAUCUUUGUCCUUCAUGCAUGGAUUUUAAAAUUAUUGGGCUUGAAUGUGUACCACAGUAAGACGACGUGUUCCGCGCAAGACCCAGGUCCGUAGGUCAAAGGUCCUAAACUCUAACAUCGGCCAUAACUAUUCAUUCAAAGUGCCAUCGGGGGCAUGUGUCAUCCUAUGGAGACAGCUCUCAUAGAUAUCUUAUUUUUUAUAGCAAAUAUUUCAGUUUAGUUUAGUAAUAACUGUUGAUGUAAACCUAUCCUUGGUGGCUUGAUUGUGUCUGUUUGUUAUAUCUGUGUUGUUGUUUUUUUCUCACCAAUUCACUCAUCUUUUGUUUAUAUUUUUACACAGUCUGUGAGCAUGUGUAUACAUUUACAUGCGGAGUACUUGAUAGAAGGCUGCAUUCUUUAAAUGUGACUUUCCUUUUGGACUUAGUUUUCUUUAUUUUUUUUUAAUAGAUUAUAUUAUAACCAGUCUAUGACAUUCAGAGAGAAUGGUCUAAAUUGUUGAGACAAUUAUUCAAGGAGUUGGUUAUAAUUUUCUUUCAUUUCUUGUUUGGAGCCAUAGGGUCAUGGUCAUCACAAGCGAUAUUGUCUGUAAGGUCGUAACUUUUUAGGCAGUUGUGUAAAAACAGUCAGAUAGAAAAGAUUUUGUGUUGAGAAUAAGCUUUAGAUCCGAGAAUAUAUGAAAUAUGCAUUUUAAUUGUACAUUUGCUGCAACUUUAAAAAAUAUCAGGUGUAUUAAUCUUUUUAAUCCUGUGGUUUGUUCAGUGUUUUGGUUUAAUAGUGGCAUAGAUGCAGAAUGUUCAUUUGAAUAUUAACAAUGUUUAUUGGGGUGGGGGAGGGGGUAGAGGUUUUCAUGGGGUAAUUUUACAAGCAUUUUCUCAAGAAAAUUUCAUUUAUGGCAUCAGAUUAUGAAAUUUCUUCUCUUGAUUUAAAAACUGUCCCGACAACCACCCCUGGCAUACUACUAUGAGGUAUUCUUUAUAUUUGGUUCUUUAAAAAAGUGUAUUUACACAAUAAGUGUGUCAUAUAGUAUUACCCAUUUGAUUUCUAUAAAUUUUAGUCAAUAACAUUCUAGUUGUAUCUUACUAUUAUUCAUAUAUUUAGGUCACAAGUACAGUUUCUUUAUAUAUGUAGAAUAGCAGAAUACAUUUUUAGUGUAGAAUUUGUGAUUUUAUGUGCAUGAGUGUAAAAGUAAACCUGUUGUAGUGUCUGCAGCUCAAAGAAAAAAGAGCAAAUAAUUUUAAGGAAAAUUUAAAAUUAAAAUAUAUGGAACUGUA